Gavialis gangeticus (Gharial) is the source of this 1376-nucleotide messenger RNA. RefSeq lists its product as uncharacterized. Lineage: Eukaryota; Metazoa; Chordata; Crocodylia; Gavialidae. The transcript is spliced from 8 exons. Bases 1 to 1092 code for a protein of 363 amino acids. The record is from RefSeq and is a predicted model, not a curated record.
AUGAACCUGGUUGUCUCCGUCCCAGUCUGCAUCCCCCAGACUCGCAGGCCCCGCUGCCGUCCCGGUCCAGGACCCCGGGCUCCAGGCAAGCCCAGUGCAGCGUCUGUGGUGCUGGUUCGGGAGAUUGUCCCCCAGCUCAUUGGAAACCAAGGCCCGGUGCCACGGACGGACGAAGACAUCGCUGCUUGGAUUGCCCAGAAGCUGAGCAGGACGCCAGACAGCAGCCCUCAGCCCUUCAGCCUCACCUACGUCUCCCGCUACCUCCCUGCCUGCGGCAUAAAGGUCGCGGUGGACGGCGCCUGGAACCUGCCCUGGUCCGGCUUGACGCUGGCUCAUUUCUGCUUCAACCCACCCGGGGCUUUUUACUUCGGGAAACGGUGGCUGAAGUACGAUCGUCCCGUCUUCCUGGAGGCGCUCGACCUCGACAGCUACCAGAAGUGGCCCGCGUGGCUGGACGGGUUCAAGGCAAGCAUCGCCUGGUGGCGCCAGCUGGUAGCUUCACACCCAGCCUCGUCCCCCCCCAGCCAGCGUCUUCUCUCCUUCCAGUCCUUCCCGCAGAGGACGUACCACGAGCAUCUCACGGUGAUCAUCCAUCUCCACGAGGUCGUGGUGACCGCAGGGGCCCCUGGCGCAAAGGCAGCCGGCCCGUCUGCAGAGGGAAGAGCCGCAGGGGGGGAGAGCGACGUGCUGGGGAGCCAGGCGUGGGCUGCUCUCCACGUGUUCUCCAAAGGCUACUGCAACACCGGUGUUUACCAGCUGCCGCUCUACCAGGGGGCUCCCAGCCAGCCCCUCCUGGUUGUGCUGUCCCAGGGGGAGAGUCGCAGCGCGCUGAAGCACCUGGCUGCAGAGAACAAGAUUCAGUUGUUAGAAGGGGCGUCUCUAGUUGCCCGGAUAGCAGACGGCCGCCGGGAGGAGGAACUCCACACCUACAGAGCAGAGGAUAUAGAUCAGUCCUACCUCCCAAAGCAAAACGUGGAGUCUUACACCAAACAGCCCCAUGGAAGUAAAGUAGCAGAACUGAUGACAUGGGACAAGGCAGAAACCCGGGCACAGGAGAGGAGGGCACAGCUCCUGAUUCUAGAUCAAAUCUAAAAAGCGUCCAGUACUGCAAGGAGCCGACAGAGGAUCCCUCAACUCCACUGGAGAAUGCAGCAGCACCAUCGUUUACUUCGUUACUCUCUUACUACUUGGGGCAACAGAAAGAGAAGUCGAGUAUCUGCCCCUGGAUGACAGAAGCAUGAGGCCUACUGGGGCUCUCCCCUGUACCCAGCUCUUCAGAUUGUUUCUUGUGGUCGCUGCUGUACAUUUGUGGGUGGUACCAGAAAAGUGGCCCCUACUUAGAAGACACAAUGCAGAGCAUUUGCUUACAAUCUUUA